Messenger RNA from Eurypyga helias (sunbittern), 1995 nucleotides. RefSeq names its product alpha-2-macroglobulin-like protein 1. The record is from RefSeq and is a predicted model, not a curated record. The annotation marks the transcript as partial. Gene Ontology annotation, biological process: phosphatidic acid biosynthetic process. Gene Ontology annotation, molecular function: endopeptidase inhibitor activity; 1-acylglycerol-3-phosphate O-acyltransferase activity. Gene Ontology annotation, cellular component: membrane; endoplasmic reticulum. The transcript is spliced from 16 exons. Lineage: Eukaryota; Metazoa; Chordata; Aves; Eurypygiformes; Eurypygidae.
AUGGAAGUGGUCCAGCUCCAUGGGCUGCUGAUCCUCCUCCCUUUGGCAGUCCUGCUGCUUUACUGGUACAAUGCCACCUUCCGCUACUUCUGCAAACUGGCCUUCUUCAACUGCUGGAUCGUGGCCAUGGCCACCCUCCUGUCCCCCUUUGCGGCUCUUCGGGGACGCUCUGUGGAGAACAUGAAGCUCCUGCGUGCUGCGAUCCUGCCCCUCAAACACUUCUAUGGCAUCAAGAUGCAGGUGUGGGGCUCUGAGCACCUGAACAUCAAAGAGCCCUAUGUGAUAGUUUGCAACCACCAAGCUUCCCUUGACCUCAUGGGCAUGGUGGAGGUCAUUCCUGACCGCUGCGUGCCCAUCGCCAAGAAGGAGCUCAUGUACUUGGGCACCGUGGGGUGGGCCUGCUGGCUCAGUGGCAUCAUCUUCAUCGACCGCCAUAAAAGAGAAGAUGCAAUCGAUGUCAUCUCCCGGACAGCCAGGAUCAUGCGUCGUGAAAAUCUCCGAGUAUUGAUAUUCCCUGAAGGCACCAGGAACCAGAACAAAUCCAUGCUGCCCUUCAAGCGUGGGGCUUUCCACUUAGCCGUGCAGGCUCAGGUUCCCAUUUUUCCCAUGGUGAUCUCUCCAUACUGGGACUUCUUCAGCUCCAAGGAUAAGAAAUUCACCUCUGGGAUGUGCUCCAUCCGAAUCCUCCCCAAGGUAGAAACUCAGGGCCUGAGCCCAAAGGAUGUCCCUGAGCUGACAGAGACUGUCCGCCAAGCCAUGGCUGAUGCCCUCGCCGAGAUGUCUGCAAAUCACUGUGGUGACCAGUGUGCCAGGCAGCCUCCGCUCCUGCGCUGUGCUAGGACUGACUGGCGCUGUGUCUGGCCCCGACUAACAAGCCUGGAUGGCUCCCGCCUGCGCUCUGGGCACUAUGUGGUACUCUUCCCCUCCGUGCUGUACUACCCAUACACAGGCAAAGUGCACGUCCACCUCAUCGACCUGAAUGAGCCUGUGCGGGUGACCCUGCACCUGGAAAGCAGCCACGGUGUGCCCAACAUCACCCUGGACCAGCAGAGCAGUGGUAUCCUCCAGCUCAACUGGCCCCACUUCUCCAAUGUUUCUGUCCCUUCUGAAGGCAAGUACGAGGUGGCACAUCUUCACGUCUCCAUCCAGGGAAGUUUCCUGCAGAUCUCUCAGAAGAAAAAAGUACGGGUGAAAGCCCUGCAGCUGGGGACCUUGGUGCAAACAGACAAGAAUGUCUACAACCCUGGACAAACUGUGAAGUUUCGAAUUGUCCGUUUGGAUCAAAACUUCAUUCCCAGCAACAGAAAGCUUCCUUUGGUGUCCGUGCAGGAUCCCCGUGAGAACCGCGUGGCGCAGUGGCAGGAUGUGAGCCCUCGUCAGGGCAUCGUGGACCUGUCCUUCCCACUGGCUGCAGAGCCGGCCCUGGGCAUGUACACCAUCGAGGUGGAGGGGAGGAGGCACUCCUUCAGUGUGAAGAGCUACGGGCUGCCCCACUUUGAAGUGCUUAUCCGGCUGCCACAUGUCAUAAUGGGGAACGAUGAGAAGAUCCCAGUGGAUGUCUGUGGGAGGUACCCAUCUGGGAAAACUUUCCAGGGAAGGGCUGAGGCCAAGCUGUGCCACCUCCAAAAACCUAUGAUCUUCUCAGAGGCAUCUGUGGUGAUCUGUGCUAAGUUUAGGGGCCAGACAGGAAGGAAUGGCUGCUUCUCUACUGAGGUGCCGCUGUCUUCCUUCAACCUGACCAGUUUCCACUACAGGAGUCAGCUUUAUGCCUAUGCAUCGCUGCUGGAAGAGAGGACGGCCCAGUGCAAGUCCCCUUCCCUCCUGGUGCAGAUGCUGCUGAAGGGAACCAACAUCUCUGCCCUGAAGGAGAAGGAGUUCCUGCUCGUGGUUAAUGCUAGCGGAGAAAUACAAAAAAAAACCCUGCUCAUAGAUGAAUCGGGGCAAGCCUCCUUUGAGCUGGACACCUCUGGUUGGAAUUACAAGGUCUCCCUGCAC